This is a messenger RNA of Rubroshorea leprosula, 815 nucleotides long. Lineage: Eukaryota; Viridiplantae; Streptophyta; Magnoliopsida; Malvales; Dipterocarpaceae. The record is from the annotation of a GenBank genome assembly.
AGGCUCUAGUUGAAGGAUCUCUCCAUUGGGUGACUUUUGUUGGGAUGGAAGGAGACGGUCCUAUCUUUGGUAUUAUCUCCUUCGAGCUUGCAGAUGAGGUGUUCGAAGAAAUUCCGCACCCACCAUGUCAACGAUUUGUGUCAUGGCGCUACAGUCUUUCCGUGCUCAAUGGGUGUCUAUCGGCUGCUAGGUUAGUUGAUAAUUUGCAUUUUGAUAUCUGGGUGAUGAAGCAAUACCAUAUUAAGGAAUCUUGGGUAAAACAAUUCUCCUUGGAUCCCUAUUUUGCUGGUGGAUGGCCAAGCUAUCCAAGAAUAUUUCCCGAAGUUAUAUGCGCACUGAAGAAUGGUGAGAUUCUGUUGCAGUAUGAUGACAGUUCUCUGUUUUCUUUUGAUCCUGUGGAAAACAGAUUCAAAACUCUUCAAAUGAGUGGGCUACCCAAUGAGUUCCCCAAUGAGUUCCAGGCACUUCCUUUUCUACCUUCUCUUUUCUCAGCAAAAGCAACCAUGAAUUCGCAAGUUUAACUUCUCUUUUUCUGUAAGACUCUACUACUAGUUUUUAGUUUGUGUUGAAUCUUAGAACAUCAAUGCAUCAGUAACAUGAAGAUUUUGCUUCAAGCUGGGUGGGAAGAUUAAUAAGAGUUUUAUGUCCUGAAGCAAGGGAUAUUAAUAUUACUGAUCAUGGUUUGAAGUUAGUCGAAGAUAGAGGCUGCAGGCAGGAAUGAAGUUGAAGUUGUCACUCGAGGCAAGCAGAAUACUGGAUUAAUUUCAGGUUUUGCUCUACAAUUUUGUUCUUGUGCUAGAUGAAGUAAUUGUCAU